AUGAAUAUAUUUUUAGUGGUAUUUCUACAAAUAUUUUAUUUAUAUGUAAAUGGAAUUUUUGAAGAUGAACCUCAUCCUGUACCUUCAAAUGAUUCUAAUUUAAUUUGUUCUACCUGUCAUGUUCUUAAAGUAGGAAAAGAUAAAAAACUUAAGUGUGUCAAAAGAAAUAGAUGUUGUCAUGGUUUAAAUUCCUAUAAAGAAUGUUUAAUAAAUCCAUGUCUUAAUUAUAAGAAAUCAUGUAAACGUGCAAAACACUGUAUUGUAAAUAAUUGUCGUUCAAGUGGUUGUUAUGCUAUUUACUAUGAUGAAAAUUGGGUUGAAAUUGAUACUCAAUAUUGUAAUACUCAAGAAGAUUUAAAAUUAAAAUCAUAUCAAAUUCCAAAAAAUGUUGAAGAACAUGGAAAAAGAAUAAUAUUUCCUCAAGUUUCUAUGGAAAAAUUUUAUCAUAACAUAAAAAAAAGUAAACCUGGAACAUGUAAUGAAGACCUCCAAAAUGAAGGUGAAAUAUUUAAAAUAUGUACAGGUAAUUGUGAUAAUGAUGAUGAAUGUCCUGGAAAAAUGAAAUGUUGUAAUAAUGGAUGUGCAAAAAUUUGUACCUUAAAAUAUCAAAAGAACAAAGAAAAUUUUAUUAAUUUAGAAAUUGUUGUUAAAGAAAGUUUGAAGAAUAAUUAA
Molecule: messenger RNA, 672 nt
Organism: Strongyloides ratti
Lineage: Eukaryota; Metazoa; Nematoda; Chromadorea; Rhabditida; Strongyloididae
Product: Whey acidic protein-type 4-disulphide core domain-containing protein
Exons: 2
Coding region: 1-672 (223 amino acids)
Cellular component (GO): extracellular region
Molecular function (GO): peptidase inhibitor activity
Source: RefSeq, a predicted model, not a curated record